Molecule: messenger RNA, 594 nt
Organism: Stylophora pistillata
Lineage: Eukaryota; Metazoa; Cnidaria; Anthozoa; Scleractinia; Pocilloporidae
Product: NADH dehydrogenase [ubiquinone] 1 alpha subcomplex subunit 6
Biological process (GO): response to oxidative stress
Cellular component (GO): respiratory chain complex I
Source: RefSeq, a predicted model, not a curated record
AUCAAUGGUGUAUGCUUUCAAGAUGGCCGCGAAACAAGUUGCUCAGACUGCGGGUAAGACUGUAUUUAAACCGCUUCUUUCGACGAGCCAUGCUGAGGCUAGACGAAGAGUGCUUAAUUUGUAUAGAGCCUGGUGGAGAGAGGUUCCACAUUCCAUCGAGGCCUUCCAGUUAGAAAUCUCUACCAAGACUGGCCGUGCUAAGGUGCGCGAAGAAUUUAUGAAGAAUGCUCACGUUCGUGAUAUCAGAGUGAUAGACAUGCUGGUGAUCAAGGGUAAAAUGGAACUUGAAGAAACUCACAAGUUGUGGAAGCAGGCAACACAUGUUAUGCGUUAUUUCAAGGAAACACAAGAACCAAGGAAAUCAGAGUUUAUGGAAAGAUUCUUUGAUGGAUAUGACUAGAUAUUGUCAUAAAGAAGAAUCCACAUGGCUUAAAUUGUAAAAUUGAAGUGAUAUUUUUUUUUCUGUCUAACUUUGGAUGAAUUUGUAUGCUACAUCCUCUUUUUGGUAUAUGGGAAGGUUUGACUGAUUGUAUGUGUAAUGUAGAUAAAUUCAUGUGUAUCUAUAUACCAGAAUAAAAAUUUUCUCCCAGUUUU